This is a messenger RNA of Debaryomyces hansenii CBS767, 807 nucleotides long. RefSeq lists its product as uncharacterized. NCBI's taxonomy places the organism in Eukaryota, Fungi, Ascomycota, Pichiomycetes, Serinales, Debaryomycetaceae. The coding region runs from base 1 to 807 and encodes 268 amino acids. The transcript has a single exon. The record is from RefSeq and is a predicted model, not a curated record.
AUGAAUAUAUUCAAUGUUGAAGAUUCACUUGAAGAGUUCGAUAUUCAGUAUAUGAAAGCAUACAAUCAGGUCUUGAAUAAGUACCAUGAUUGUACCAAUAGUUCUAGAAAGCAAAGAGCAAAAUCGGUUUCUAGUACUAGGAAGGAUAUUGCGUUAUCAUCCCCUUUACUUGAUAAGCAUACGAACAGAUUUGAGGCGGACCGAACCAGAGCCUUUGAGUUGCUAGAUAAUUCUCAGCAAAGUAUAUCACCUACUAGUAGAGUAGCAUCCAAGCCUUUUGGUAAGGUAUCCAAAAUGAGACCUCCAUUGAAGCCUUCGGUUACAAUCGAGUCAAUUGAUACGAUUGCGAAGCCCAAGCAUAUCUCUUAUCCAACCUCGCCAAAAUGCCAUGCUAACAGCAAAUGUGCUUCAGAUGUUGCAUCCUUCAACAGUUAUGUUGGUAAUCCUUUCUACAAACCUUCCAACACCCGGGGAAUAAAGUCAAUGCCCUCUAUUCCUACGGUGUCUUCAUUUAAUUUCAACUUUGGCAAUACGCCUGAAUUGGGCGAUUUUCCAGAUGCUACAAAUAUAUCUCAUAAAAAGCGUAAGGUUUCUACUCAAUCAGAUAUGCAACUCCUGGUUUAUGAGGAUGGGCAUCCAGACCCAUCCAGUUCUGAUGCAUCCUUAUCAUCAUUUAAUUCCAUUUUAUCUUUAAAUGACAAUGAAUUCGACGACUUCAACUUUGAUUAUUUCUUGUCGCAGGAGAAUUCAGAUAUGUUUAGCGUCGAUGAUAAGCUAAAUUUUAAUGACUAUUAUCCCUUUGAUUGA